Bursaphelenchus xylophilus (pine wood nematode) is the source of this 2883-nucleotide messenger RNA. The record is from the annotation of a GenBank genome assembly. Lineage: Eukaryota; Metazoa; Nematoda; Chromadorea; Rhabditida; Aphelenchoididae.
AUGUCUGAGAGCAAAUCAGUGGAGACAAGAAAGCGACAACGCUCGGGCGCUCCGGAAAAGGUAAUUUUUGUUGAGUUUUUUUUUGAGUUUACGUAAUGAGAGCGGUAGAAAUUUAGAUUUUUUUCCAGUUUAAGUACAAUAUUUUCUAGGAAAAGAAACGUGUGAGAAUGGCCGAUCCACUUGAGAAGUUCUGCGACGGCGAGAACGUGCAGCCAGUGAAUCCAAAGGCGAAGAAUGGGCAAGCCAGAUCCACAAAGCGAUUGGUGAUCAAGAGUUUUCAACGUGAGUGGUUUUUUUGGGUUUAUCCGAGUUUAGAGCGGUUCCAAGAGCCGAACACAAGUUCCUUCGACAAAAACUGGGGCAUUCUUCACGAUGCCAUCGUCUCAAUACAGGAGAAGCGGACUACGAAGGAUGCGUUUGAGAUCCUCUUCAAGGCCGUGGAGACCUUGUGCAUGCAGGAUUACGCGGAUAAUGUCUACAACAAAGUAAUCGCACUUUUCGAGACUUUCUUGAAGUCAAGUUUGGGAGGUUUGGUCGACAAGAUUACAGUGUCGGACAGAAUGAAGUUUUUAAAAGCGAUGCAAUCUUUCUGGAACGACUAUUGUCAACAGCUGGUGAGGAUCCUUUUUUUGUUUCACCGGUUUUAGGACAUGGUCCAGCGAAUCUUCACCUACCUCGACCGCACGUACGUCAUACAAAACCCGAGUAUUCAAACAGUUUGGGAUGCCGGUUUGGCGUCGUUUAAAAAAUUGGUCAUUGACAACAUCAAAGUGUCCGAAAACCUUGUUCCUUUCAUUUUGGACACCAUUCGACGGGAAAGAGAUGGAAAUCUGGUCGACAGAGACUUGUUGAAGACUUUAAGCAGGAUGUACUUGGCCUUGAAAAUAUACGAAGAUGUAAGUCUGCGUUUUAUCUUUUAUUAAUUUGGGUUUUAGGUUUUGGAGCCUCGAAUACUCUCGGACACUGAACUUUACUAUAACAAAGAGAGCCAAGAAUGUAUUCAGCAACUGGAAAUUGGAGAAUUUUUGCGUCAUGUUGACAAACGACUGAACGACGAAUCGGAAAGAAUCGACUUCUACCUGGAUUAUCGAUCUCUGGAGCCACUACAACGCAAGGUUGACACUUGCUUUAUUGAGUGUAAUGUGGAGUUAAUACUGCAAAAAGGUCAGGAUUUCUAGAGCUUUAGAUUUUAUGAUUUCACUGGGUUCAUUUCGUCUAUCUUAGGUGCUGAAAAUCUACUUGCUCAGAAAAAGAAAGAGGAUCUCCGUCUGAUGUACAAGCUGUUUGGUCGAGUAAAGUCUGGCCACAAUAGCUUGAAAACGGCGUUUACUGAUUAUAUAAAGGUAAGUACGCUAGGAAAAGUAGAUUAAAACUUUUUAAAUCAAUCAAUUAUGUUCCCCAUUUUUUCAGAAAAUCGGUAGAGCCAUGGUUUUGAACCCGGAGAACGAGAAGACCUUAGUUCAGGAUCUAAUAAAUCUGAAGGCGGACCUGGACAAAACGACCCAAGAAUGUUUCGAUAACAAUGAGAAGUUUGUUCAGGGAGAGAAGGACGCUUUUGACUACUUCAUCAAUCAACGGCCGAACAAACCAGCCGAACUCGUCGCCAAAUACAUGGAUUCGAAACUGAGGCUGGGAAACAAGGAAUGCUCGGAGGAUGAACUUGACCACAUCAUGGAUAAGGUCAUCCUGCUGUUUAGAUUCAUUCAAGGUGGGUUGAAAGGCAAAUUUUGAAAGCAUUUGGUCUUUUUUGCACAAGGAACGGUUGCUAAAAUAUGACCUUCUUUUUCGGUUUUUAGGCAAGGACGUAUUCGAAGCUUUCUACAAGAAAGCCUUGGCCAAAAGACUUCUAAUGGGCCGAAGUGCCUCGGUGGACUCGGAAAAAGCGAUGCUUUACAAGCUGAAGAACGGUAAGAUGGUUGAAAAGUGUUUGAUCGCAUCGUUUCCAGAAUGUGGAGCCCAAUUCACGCAGAAAUUGGAAGGAAUGUUCAAGGAUAUGGAGAUCAGCAAGGAAUUGUCCAACAACUUUGGCCAAUACGUGUCCCAAAACAAUCCUGAACUAUCUCAAAUCGAGUUCGGUGUCUCCGUCCUGACCAUGGGACAUUGGCCAAACUACCCAGUGAUGAGUGUCACAAUUCCAAUGGCCCUCAAAGAACAAGAGUUGGCGUUCGAAAAGUUCUACACAACAAAGCACAACGGAAGAAAACUCCAAUGGCAGCACAGUUUAGCCUCUGCGAUUCUGAAAGCCACAUUCAGGGAGAAGGUGAAGAAAGAAUUGGACGUCUCAAUGUUCCAAGCCCUGGUGUUGUUGAAGUUCAACGAGAAACUGAAGGUGUCGUAUAAGGAAAUCGAAAAAGCAACUCAAAUUGGUAAGUUGAAUUGAUUCUGUCGUGGUUUUACUUGAUGCUGAUUGUUAUUAGUUUUAUAGAGGAAAGCGAAUUAAAACGGACGUUGCAAUCUUUGGCAUGUGGAAAAAUGAGGGUGCUGUUAAAAGAACCAAAGGGAAAAGAUAUUGGAAAUGACGACGAAUUUGUUUUCAACGAGAACUUCAACGAUCGACUGUACAGGAUCAGAAUCUCACAAGUCAUGAUGAAGGAAACGGUAAGGCUGUUUAUUUUUAUUUUAUUCUGUCUUUAGGAAAGCGAACACCGACAAACGGAGGAACAAGUGAACCAAGACCGGCAAUAUCAAAUCGACGCCGCUAUCGUCCGAAUCAUGAAGACCCGCAAAGUCCUCGCCCAUAAUCUUCUCCUCACAGAACUCUACAAUCAGCUUCGAUUCCCGGCGAAACCAAUCGACUUGAAACGACGAAUCGAAUCCCUCAUCGACCGAGAAUACGUCUCGCGCGACAAACAGGACGCCCAGUUAUACCAUUAUGUCGCAUAA